AUGCAUCAUGAAGAGUUCGAAAUAACAAUGGUGUCCAUGGAGGAACCGACCGUAAUGACGCCCUCCGGUGGGUCAAGCAACCUGAAGCGGGAUGUUCGUGAUAUGGUGCGGGAAGCCAACUUUCAGACCAAACUACUCAUGCAGGAAAACGAAGCUCAAGACUACCAUUUCCAGCAUGCUUCAAGUGCAGACUACACGGAAUGCUCGGACCAGGAGCAGAUCAUGGGCGACGUGACCUUCAAGGGUGAAGCGGACUUUAACGAUACCAUGAAUUCUGGUAGCUUAAACUCAAGCCGCAAGCGACGAGGAAAUCUUCCAAAGCAAUCGGUCAAAAUCUUGAAACGAUGGCUAUACGAGCACCGUUUCAAUGCGUAUCCAACGGAUGCCGAAAAGGUUACACUAUCGCAAGAGGCCAACCUUACGGUGUUGCAAGUUUGCAAUUGGUUCAUCAACGCCAGGAGACGUAUCCUACCUGAAAUGAUUCGUCGAGACGGGCAUGACCCAAUGCACUACACCAUCUCUCGAAGAGGGAAGAAACUUGGCGGCCAGAUUGUCCAGGAUGGUCAGAACCCUCUUACGAUGAGCCCGGCAUCGGAAGUGAUUGUGGGUGCGACGGAAGAGAUCAUCGAAGAGGAGGAAGUGAUCGAGGAUGGUGUUCCUCAGAUCAUUACCAGUCACGGUCAGCAGUACGUUCAAACACCGACAGGAUUGGUCAAGGUGGAGGAGGAUGUGGACUUUGAAGAUCACAUCAUUUACCGGUCGGACGACAGCAACAUUGAAUAUGAAUACGCGCAAAGCGAAGAAGAGAUUCCUGUGUCGGAACAGGCCGAAUGGGACGGAAUAAUUCGCUACGCAAAUGUUAAGGAUGAUGAAAUUCCAGAAGAAAUCACAGAAGAAGAAGUCAUCGCAUCGGACAGUCCCGAAUAUUUUACCGGGACGACACAUUCUAUCUCAAAUUUAAACCUUACACAGUCCCUGACUACAACUAAUGUUACAGGCACAAUUCGCCCAGCGGUAACGACGUCCGCUGCUAAAAUAAUUACAUCUACACCAGUUCCGGUAGGUAUGCAGCGAGUCCAGGUUGUCGGCACCACCAACGCACUGGGACAAGCGGGCACGGUCGCAAAAGUGAUCAGCACGGGCCAGGGUGGUGCAACCCUCGGAACAGUGAAGCUGGGUGGAAACUUGACGGCCGUGCCGCUACAAGCAGCUCUGAAGGCAGGCCCAAAGAAAGUUACUGUCUUAACAACCUCUGGAAAGACCACGACUGUCACCACAACACCGCUGAGUGAAUCUAAUGCAAAGACGAUAACGGCGACGCUCGUGCAGGGUGGAAAUACCGGGAAUGCGAACAACAACAACAACAAUUCCCAGAACUCUAAUCCGCACACGACGACGGCAGUCAAGGUAAAAGGUGUAAUUCGUGACGAUAAGGAUCAGUUCAAGUGUCUCUACCUGCUAGUGGAAACUGCAGUUGCCGUACGUCAGCGAGAAAAAGAGCAGGACGAUGUUCACGUAUUAGGGCACUAG
Anopheles nili is the source of this 1530-nucleotide messenger RNA. RefSeq lists its product as uncharacterized. NCBI's taxonomy places the organism in Eukaryota, Metazoa, Arthropoda, Insecta, Diptera, Culicidae. The transcript has 8 exons. Bases 1 to 1530 code for a protein of 509 amino acids. The record is from RefSeq and is a predicted model, not a curated record. Gene Ontology annotation, biological process: regulation of transcription by RNA polymerase II. Gene Ontology annotation, molecular function: RNA polymerase II cis-regulatory region sequence-specific DNA binding; DNA-binding transcription factor activity, RNA polymerase II-specific.